AUGGCUGCCGUCACUCUUUCACAGACGGCCACGGCCUCGUGCCGUGCCACUUUCAGCUCAGUGAAGCUCGAGUCGAAGCUCAAGAGGUCCGUCAGCCUCGCCGUGCAGCCCGCCUUUGCCUGGAAGUCUGCUGGCGUCGCUUCGACCGCCUCGUUCAAGGGUGUCGGCUCGGUUGUCGUCAGAGCGGUCGCCGAGGAUGUGCAGGGUGGCGGAAACUACGGUGCUCCUCGCGAGAUUCCAGGCACCAAGAUCUAUGUCGGCAACUUGCCGUUCAACGUCGACAGCGAGUCGCUCGCUGAGAUCUUCCAGGAGGCUGGCGUCGUGGAGCUUGUCGAGGUGAUCUACGACAGGGACUCUGGUCGCAGCAGGGGUUUCGGUUUCGUCACGAUGAGCACCCCUGAGGAGGCUCAGGCUGCCAUCGAGAAGUUCGACGGCUCAGAACUCGGCGGCCGCAUGCUCAAGGUCAACAUGCCCGUUCCCCGCGGCGAGCGCGAGAGGGGUGCUCGCACCGAGCGGCCACGUGGCGACAGGCCCCGUUUCGGCGGUAACCAGGGCAACAAGCUUUACGUCGGCAACCUGUCGUGGGGCAUGGACGACAUGGCUCUGGAGGAUCUGUUCGCUGAGUUCGGCAAGGUGCUCGAGGCCAAGGUCGUCCUGGAUCGCGACUCCGGCAGGUCCCGAGGGUUCGGCUUCGUGACUCUGUCGAGCGACGCGGAGGUGCAGGAGGCGAUCUCGAACCUCGAUGGAGCUGACGUUGACGGCAGACAACUGCGGGUCAAUGUCGCUGCUCCCAAGGUUUGA
Messenger RNA from Closterium sp. Naga37s-1, 801 nucleotides. The record is from the annotation of a GenBank genome assembly. NCBI's taxonomy places the organism in Eukaryota, Viridiplantae, Streptophyta, Zygnematophyceae, Desmidiales, Closteriaceae.